Pseudomyrmex gracilis is the source of this 1151-nucleotide messenger RNA. RefSeq names its product 12 kDa FK506-binding protein (gene Fkbp12). The coding region runs from base 229 to 558 and encodes 109 amino acids. Gene Ontology annotation, molecular function: peptidyl-prolyl cis-trans isomerase activity. The transcript has 4 exons. Lineage: Eukaryota; Metazoa; Arthropoda; Insecta; Hymenoptera; Formicidae. The record is from RefSeq and is a predicted model, not a curated record.
ACCAAGUGUUCAGAAUCUGGCAUCUCUGCCUCUAGCCAACAUCACACCGAACCGAACCGAACGGCGUACUGGAGCGGCAUCGUUUUCCGAAGCGCAGUGGCCUUUUAUGUGAAUUCCGCUAAUUAGUCCGAACGAGUCAAUAAAACCCACCGAGACUUUCGCUGAGACCUCGCCGUUUCGGAGAGUGAGACUUUUUCGCCGCUUUACUUAGAAGAAAAAUACUUAGUCAUGGGUGUGGAUGUCGAAGUUCUAAGUUCUGGAGACGGUCAAACCUACCCGAAGACUGGACAAACAGUGGUUGUACAUUAUACAGGUACCCUUGACAAUGGAAAAAAGUUUGAUUCCAGCAGGGAUCGUGGGGUGCCCUUUAAGUUCAGAAUUGGAAAGGGUGAAGUAAUUAAAGGCUGGGACCAAGGGGUUGCACAAAUGUGUGUCGGACAACGAGCCAAACUAACUUGUUCUCCAGACUUUGCUUACGGUAGCCGAGGCCACCCUGGAGUUAUUCCGCCAAAUGCCGUUCUCAUCUUCGACGUGGAGCUACUGAAGGUGGAGCCUUGAAAUACCUCUUAGAGCGUACCAAACUGACCAAACAUAUUUCAAACAAAAAAUAAAAAAAGAACCUUAUCAAAUAAUAUGUUAAGUAGUCGUCGCACGAAUGGCACAUCCUACGCUAAUUGCCUUAAUUCAAUCGCUCGACCAUUUAUACGAAAAAAAAAAAAAAAACUUAUGUCGCGGUUUUCACAAAGUAAUGUAUGAAAACAUAGUGUUUUUCGGCAUCGCUUGGAAAGGAUAUGCACUUUAUACAAUGUAUAAACUGCAAAGAUCGUUAAUGUCCAAACAAUCGCACAUGCAUGGGUGUUAAACUGUAAAAUUAUAUAUCACGAUGUCGUUCAACUGAUUGCUCUCCGAGAGAUGCGCACCACUUUUACCUUGUGUACUUCACUUAAAGCCGACUUAAUCGUGUUCCUAUGAUGAGCGGUUGAAUAAAGGGACCUUUUUCAAGCAUUUUUACAAAACAAUUUGUGUUCAUUCCAUUCACUAUGUAUUUGGUAAAUUUUCGAAUAUUUUAUACAAAAAUUCAACAAUAAAAAAAUCAUGAACAAUGUAACACAAUACAGGUCUUACAGAAUAAAAAAUACAGUAAAAUUGUU